UUGCAAACUUUCCGUAUUAAAUACACAACUUGUAAUUCAGGCUCUUCUUCCACUCCAUCACCAUUAUUAGCGAAAAUCAAGAAAGAUCGAGACUGUCAUUGCGAGAUUUGUGGGAAAACUUUUGGUCGUCAUUGGCUAUUGCAAGGACAUUUGCGUACGCAUACUGGUGAGAAGCCGUUUGUGUGCAGUGUUUGUGGCAAGGCAUUUGCCGACAAGAGCAAUCUUAGAGCGCAUGUACAAACACAUAGCAGUGAGAAACCUCACCUCUGUUCACGCUGUGGAAAACGCUUCGCUCUGAAGUCCUAUCUUAGCAAGCACGAAGAGUAUGAAUAA
Messenger RNA from Angiostrongylus costaricensis, 333 nucleotides. Lineage: Eukaryota; Metazoa; Nematoda; Chromadorea; Rhabditida; Metastrongylidae. The record is from the annotation of a GenBank genome assembly.